UUAGACAGCCGUUAGUGAGCCGUGCAGGUGGACGGACGAGUUUAGGUUAGCUUACUUACAGUAGUAAUUGUGUCCAGGUUAGGUGUUCUGAUCCUAGCUUAACUGUAGGAGUCACUUAUAUCACUGUAAAAUUACGGUUGGAUCCGGAGGACGUCAUAAAUCAAGUGUGUGUCAUCAUGGCUCUGGCUUCUCCGUGCGCGCUCCUGUCUGAUGAGGAAGAGUGCGGGGCUGUGUUUGAGUCCACCGCUGCUGAUCUGGGAUCUGUGAUGAGAUCUCAGCGCUUUGUGUCUGUUCUCCCGGAGAUCUCCGUCAUCAGCCCCGAUGCAGACCCCCGUACACACCCCACAGAGAUCACGGCUGAUGUCAGUAGACAAGGCAGCGCUGACGACGGCUCCGAGAAGCUGAAGGUUUUCCUGCGGAUCCGUCCUCUUACUGACGCAGAGAAGGAGCGAGGAGAGGAGCAGGGUUGUGUGAAUGUUCAGUCUGAGGACAGUCUGCUUCUCCGAGCGCCGAAAGACUCCCGUAACAUGAAGAGUGCCGAGAGAGGCGUCGCUCAGAGCCUGCACAAGUUCAGCUUCACCAAGAUCUUUGGGCCGCAGAGCUCUCAGCAGGAGGUCUACGAUCACACCGUACGGGAGAUGGUGCGAGACGUUCUGCGUGGAGAGAACCGGCUCCUCUACACGUACGGCGUGACCAACUCGGGCAAAACCUACACCAUACAGGGUGCGGGUGGAGAGGUGGGUCUGCUGCCGCGAGCGCUCGUCUCCGUCUUCCUGAAGCUGUCUGGACGGCUGUACUCCGCCAUGGACCUCAAGCCCGUGUUGAGCCAGGAGGUGCGCAAACUGGACGCACGAGAGGUCCGCGCUGAGGAGAUGCGGCGGGACGCUCUGCUGAGAGAGGUGGAGAGCAGCGCUGGAGCUCCGUCCCGGCUGCGAGCGGGUUUGUCCUGGGACAGUGGCGUCAGUGGACUCUCAGUGACCAGUCACAUCACAACACAGCUGGAGGACUCGGACGGAGUGUGUCUGGAGACGAAUGGUUUGUGUCUCAGCGGUGGAGAGGAUCUUGAGGAGGGUGUGCAGUUCUCCAUCUGGGUCUCGUUUUAUGAGAUCUACAACGAGUUUCUUUACGAUCUCCUGGACACGUUACCUUCACUUCAGUCCCACAAGAGAGCCACGCUACGCCUCAGCGACGACAAACAUGGAAACCCUUACGUGAAGGAUCUGACCUGGAUCCAGGUUCAAAGUGCAGAAGAGGCCUGGAAAGUGCUGAAAGUUGGACAACGCAACCAAAGUUUUGCCAGCACUCACCUAAACCACAACUCCAGCCGCAGCCAUAGUAUCUUUACCAUCCGUGUUCUACAUGUCAAGCCUCAAGCGGAGCUGGGACAGGUGACCAGAAUCAGCGAGCUCUCGGUGUGUGACUUGGCAGGAUCUGAGCGCUGUAAAGCCCAGCAGAACGGCGAGAGAAUGAAGGAGGCGAACAACAUCAACACGUCUCUGCUGACGCUGGGCCGCUGCAUCACUGCUCUGAGACACAACCAGAACAAUAGGUCACGGCCUCCGCUGGUGGUGCCCUUCAGAGACAGCAAGUUAACCAGGGUCCUGCAGAGCUUCUUCUGUGGUCACGGCCGCUCCUGCAUGCUGGUCAACAUUAACCCCUGCACCUCCACAUACGACGAGACGCUGCAGGCGCUCAAGUUCUCUGCCAUCGCCACACAGCUGGUGCACGGGCCGUGCAGUAAGACACGAGUGGCCUACAUCCUGUCCCUGCUCCGAGAGCAGCAUCCCAACACCACUGUACUGGAGCAGGAGGAAGAGGAGGACGACAGUGAUGAGGAAGGAGACAUCACCAUGUUUGAUCCUGAAGCGCUGCUGAAGGCCAUCGAUGUUCUGAAGCGUGAAGUGCUGCGUCAGCGGCAGGAGAAAGAGGAGCUGGAGGCUUCUGUGCGAGAGCAGGUCUGUGCGGAGAUGAUGGAGGUCAUCAGCCGCAUGCAGGACGACUUCAGCGAGACGCUGGAGACCGAGAGGGACCUGAUGGAGAAGAGAUGUGAGAACAAACUCAACAACCUGAAGAGCAGCCUGAAGAAAUACUACAGCCAGGAGCUGGAGGAGCGAGACGAGGAGAUCCGAGAGCUGGCUGCUGCUCUGAAGGAGAAGGACGAGGGUCACGCCGCCCCAGCGCCCAUCUUCCCUCCUCUGAGUGACGUCAGUGGUCCUCGGCGCUCGCGGCGCCUGGCGUCCACACACAAGAGAGACCCGGACCACGAGAGCGUGGAGCUGACGCAGUGUAAAGCUGAGCUGGAGCAGUGCCGAGCGGAGCUGGACCUCACACACACAGAGCUGCGUCUGAAGACUCUGGAACUGAAGCGUCUCCAGGAGAACCUGCCUGUGACGAGCACCACAGGAACCCUGACCUCUACAGCCGAGCGCAAGCUGCAGGAGGGCCAGCGGAACCUGAAGCAGCUGCGGAUGGAGCUCCAGAUGCUGGGUGUGAAGCUGCAGUCUGGAGAAAGAGCUUGCUGUCGUAACACCGACGGAGAGAAGCUCAGAAACGCUCUGUCCUCCGCAGACGGCAAACUCGCCAAACAGGAUCAGAUGCUGGUGGAGCUGCACACGAGUCUGCAGCUGGUCAAAGCAGAGCUGCGUAAGAAGGAGGAUCUUCUGUCGCAGCUCCAGCGCAGCCAGCCUCCUCCAGCGCCUGCAGCGUCCGGCUCCUGUAAGAAGAGAGGCUGUGGUGUGGCCGUGACUCAUGUGGAGAACCAGCCUCCUGAGAAGCGUCCCUUCUUCCGCUCGCUCUUCCCGUCUCGCACGCCCUCGCGUCAGCGUCCUGAGGUGGGCACGCCGUACACGCGUGUGCUGCGCUCGCGCCAGCCGUCCCCUCCGUCCACUCCCUUACAGCGCCGAGUCCAAUACUAGCAGACAGACACCAGCUUCAUCUCUGACAGGUUUAUAUUUCUGUCUUUAACAUGAUCAGGUGGACGUUUGAUGCAUGAAUGGGAUUUAUUUUAAUGGGAAUUUCCCCCCUUUUUUUGUUUCAUUUUAUGUUUGUCAUUUUGAUAACAUUUUAAAAGACUAUUACACAUUUUA
Messenger RNA from Carassius carassius (crucian carp), 3086 nucleotides. It is a transcript of the gene kif20a, whose product is annotated as kinesin family member 20A. Gene Ontology annotation, cellular component: nucleus; microtubule; kinesin complex. The record is from RefSeq and is a predicted model, not a curated record. Gene Ontology annotation, molecular function: ATP hydrolysis activity; microtubule motor activity; microtubule binding. Gene Ontology annotation, biological process: microtubule-based movement. The coding region runs from base 177 to 2915 and encodes 912 amino acids. NCBI's taxonomy places the organism in Eukaryota, Metazoa, Chordata, Actinopteri, Cypriniformes, Cyprinidae. The transcript has 19 exons.